Neoarius graeffei (lesser salmon catfish) is the source of this 4023-nucleotide messenger RNA. RefSeq names its product fidgetin (gene fign). The record is from RefSeq and is a predicted model, not a curated record. Gene Ontology annotation, molecular function: microtubule severing ATPase activity; ATP binding; ATP hydrolysis activity. The transcript has 2 exons. The coding region runs from base 953 to 3205 and encodes 750 amino acids. NCBI's taxonomy places the organism in Eukaryota, Metazoa, Chordata, Actinopteri, Siluriformes, Ariidae.
UAAUGCUGCCGUUUCAGCCGCAUAGCGUCCAUUUACACACACACACACACACACACACAACCCCACUGGACUACGGAAGCGCGAGCGCCUCGCUGCCUUAUCGCGUUAACACGCCUCUCUGGAUCGGAUCGCUUCCGCGCAUCAUCAUCAUCAUCAAUCUCCCGAAAGACUGCAGGACCAAAUACAGGCGACUGAAUUUCAGUCUCACAAUAGGCUUGUUUCCCCCGUUUCUUUAUUCUUCUUCUUUUUUGUGUGAAAUGCCAAAGUCCACCCGUCUGGGCGAAGUUCGGUGCGUCUGAAUGAUAGUCGGGUUGCAUUAAUCAUCACCGCGGCAUUUCCAGCCUCUGAUGAGAGAAAGUGCUGUCACUUUGGGGUGGGGUUGGAAGUGUUUCAGAGUAACUUUCUUGGCUAAAGGGAAGUCAGUGCCAGUGCUCUGUAAUUGGCUGUUUAUCCGCUGAAAAGAAAAGUUUGUAAUGCCGUUUGGCUGAGCGUUUUGCGGCUGUGAUGUGUUUGGAAAGCGCGCUGGGGCGGCAUGCUGAGAGAGGAGCACUGGAUCAUAACGUGAAGACAAACGCGAGUGUUUAGUUUGAGCAGGAGAUUCGAAGAGAAGACUCGGGGAGGGAGAAAACUGACAUGAGCUUCAUGCGUGAGUGUGGUUUUCCUCCCCACCUCUCUCUCUCUCUCUCUCUCACACACACACACACACACACAGAGCUCCCCAAUAGCUUUUUGUGUUGCUGCUUUUGCCUUCUCCUCCUUAAAUAUAUGCAUGUAGGUUAAAUGAGUACCUGAUGAAAUAAAGGCCCUCUCCCCACCCCCGGGUUACACGGAGAGGGGAAACCCGAUAGCGGAGAGGAAAAGUGGCCGCGCUGGAAAACAGCCCCGGCUUUGGGAAUUGCUCGGGCUCUGCUCUUUUCUCUCCCCCACUUUCCCCUGCUCGCUCCCGGCAGAGAUGAUCAGUAGCAGCGCUCUUGAUGGCUUAAAGAUGCAGUGGACCCCAGAGCAUGCACAGUGGGCAGAGCAGCACUUCGACAUCUCCUCCACAACCCGCUCCCCAGCCCACAAAGCUGAGGCAUAUCGCGGGCACCUGCAGAGAACCUACCAGUAUGCCUGGGCCAACGAUGACAUCUCUGCCCUCACAGCCUCCAACCUCCUGAAGAAAUACGCUGAAAAGUACUCUGGGAUUCUGGAGGGUCCCAGUGAGAGGGCACUGCUGUGCUCAUAUUCAGAGAGUACCCCAGGACUACUGAACGGACGCAAGUCCGAAAGUGAAGUAUGGCAAGAGGGCAUCUACCCCAUGAACUGCACAGCAGAUGUGAUAUCUGCAAGCAAGGCCGUAGUGCCAGCCGCUUUGCCACCAGCGGACAGUGCAGCCAACAUUGGGAGCUCAUCUGGGGUGGCAAGCAGCUUGAGUGAACCCAGCUACUCCAGUAGCAGUUGUGGGAGCCACACGCCUGCUGCCCUGCACUCGGGGAUCCCUUCUCAGGAGUUUGCAAGUGGCUACAAUGGCACUUAUCUGCAUUCUACCUAUAGUGGCGGACAAAGCACCCCAGCCCUGCCAUCCCCACAUCCCUCACCUUUGCACAGCAGUGGACUCCUUCAGCCUCCUCCACCCCCUCCUCCUCCUCCAACACUGGUGCCUAGCUAUAAUGCAGGUUCACCUAACCUCUCUAGUUACAACUACCCUCCUACAGGGUAUCCCCCCCAGGCUUCUGUUGCUCCAGGCUACAGCCCUGGAGGAGCCCCUCCUCCUUCAGCCUACUUGCCUUCAGGCAUUGCAGCUCCCACUCCACUACCCCCCUCUACCAUUCCCACUUAUUCCUACCAGUCCCACAACCAUGCACCUAUUGCACCAACACCUUUGAAUGGCAGCUCAGCCAACUCAUUGAAAAGAAAAGCUUUCUACAUGACAGGACAAGGAGACAUGGACUCCAGUUAUGGAAAUUUCACUUACAACCAACAGCGCUCAACUCAAAGUCCUAUGUACAGAAUGACAGAUAGCAACCUUGCUGACUCAAGCAGAGGGAAUGGAUUUGACAGAAGUGCUGACACCACAUCUUUGCCAUUUAAGCCUACAAAGCAGCCAAUGUCCUCGGAUCAACAGCGUAAAUUCAGCAGUCAGUCUGGCAGAGCCAUCACCCCCCCAUCCUACGGCGCAUCCAAAGGUUCCAUGGGGUCAGUGCGAUCAGGCGAGUCUUUCGGGAAGUUCAGUUCACCUGUUAUGAAUGAGCACAAUGAGGAGCACAGGCAGCACUUGCCACAUUCCAUUGGCACAGUUCCCUCAAGUGGCCACCCAGCCGAGGAGCAGCUGAAAAAUAGUGACUCCAGCCUGGUGGAGAUGGUCACCACUGAGGUCCUGCAGCAGAUGCCCCCUGUGGACUGGAGUGACAUUGUAGGGCUUGAGUUGGUCAAGGCCACCAUUAAAGAGGAGGUUUUGUGGCCCAUCCUGAGGCCAGAUAUGUUCAGUGGCUUGGCACCAUUACCACGCAGCAUCCUUUUCUUUGGACCUCAGGGCACUGGGCGGACAUUGCUGGCACGCUGUGUAGCCAGCCAGCUUGGUGCUGCGUUCCUCCAGCUCAGUGGAUCAGCGCUAGUCAGUAAGUGGCUGGGGGAGGGCGAGAAGGUGGUGCAGGCCUCAUUUCUUGUAGCUCGCUGCCGGCAACCUUCAGUCAUGUUUAUUAGUGAUGUAGACCUUUUACUGUCACCACAGCGAAGUGAGGAAAGCCCGGUAAAUCGUAUCAAGAGUGAACUUCUCCUACAACUCGAUGGAGUGCUCAGCUCGACUGAGGACCAUGUCUUGGUCAUCUGCUCCACAAGCAAGCCUGAGGAUAUAGACGAAGCUCUGCGUAGGUACUUUGUUAAGAGGUUGCUCAUCCCCCUCCCAGACACCUCGGCACGACACCAGCUCAUCAGUCAGGUGCUCUCCCAGCACAACUACUGCCUCAGUGACAAAGAGGUGGCACUGCUUGUCCAGCGGACAGAGGGAUUCUCGGGGUUGGACCUGGUUCGUCUUUGCCAGGAAGCCAUUGUCGGACCCUUGCACAACAUGCCUGGCACAGAACUGUCCGGAAUCAUACCAGGGCAGAUGAGGCCGCUAUCUUACCAAGACUUUGAAAAUGUCUUUUGCAAAAUCCAACCCAGCAUAUCACAGAAAGAACUAGACACAUACACUGAGUGGAACAAAAUGUUUGGUUGUAGUCAAUGAAAUGGGGCUAAAGGGGGCCAUAUAGAGUAAUCCUGUAAGGAGAGGAUACAAUUCAGAAUUCUUUGGGUGAAACAUACAAUAUUGAAGGGUGGGUAUUACGGAUGACCCUUAAAUAACAUCUGGAAUGACACAAUGAAAGACCUGAAUGAUGCAUAGCUAUGCUUAAGUCCAUAUAAGGCCCUUUGCACAUAGUCUAACAGAAAGUCCACAAUUUGGCUCAACACUGCUGAAGCUGAGCGUCACUUGCUGAAGUGCACUGUCACUGAAAUUACCACAAAGACAAACUCCGUUGUGUGUAAAUAUCAUUCUGCUGUUUUUGAGAUUCUGUUGCUAUUAAGUGCCUAAAGUGGUGCUUUAUUAUUUUGUAUUUUGAUUGAUUUGCCUCACAAUCUACAUUGGUGGCAUGUGCUAAUAUAAAAAGCUUUAACCUGAGACUAAAAACAACAAAACAACAGUAUUCCUCAACUGAGUCUGAUCUGUAGGCCAUUUGUGGGCAUAAGAAGCUCUUGUGGCAUUUAUAAUCUGGACCCUAAUUUAUGGACUUUGCUUUUAAUUUUCUUCAAAAACUCAGGAAAGUGAUUGUGAUUUGUACAGUACCUCAAAAGAUUGUGUCAAAGCACUACAUAUUGGGUUUGGAUUUUGAUUUGCAUCGAGCUAAAAGUCUCACCUCAACUGAUUAAAACAUGACAAGGAUAUGACUAUGAAUGUAACCAGAUCAUUUCUGGACUGUUUGGGGGAAAAAAAAUCUGUUUAUCUUUUUUUCCCCUUUCUUUUGUCAAAUAUUGAAGCUGAAAUUAAAAAUAUUAAUUCCAUUGUGA